GAUGAUGAUGAAUUGGUGGAAAAUAAAAAUGGUUGAAUUAAAAAGCAAGAAGUUGUUUUAAUGGCGAUGAAUGUUUGUUAAAGGAAACAAUAAUGAAGAAACAGAAUGUAAAUUAGACGUUGUGGCGGGAGAAAAAUCAAUGGGGUGGGGGGAGGGGAAGUUGUAACAAAAUGUUUGCAUAAUUAUCUCUUUACGACAACUCAUUUGUUGAAGAAACCAGGAAUCCCCUAAAUCUCUCUGUUAUCCGCUGGAAGAAAUUCAACAUCCAACACCAAGAACACAACGACGACCGGCAAUGUCAUCAAGGAGAAAUGGAACCUGCAAGUAGCUUAAUUGUUUCUCUAUCUUUCUCACAAACCAACCACCCCAUUCCCUUAGAAUUUCCCUUUUCACAAACCUCUCUCACAAUCUUUCUCUGCCUGCUUCUCGUUUUUUGAUUUUUAAGUUUCAGUUCCAGGAUCAUAAGGAGUUGAAUUGAUUAAUUGAAUCGAGUUCUUGUUAUUAUGGGCUGUUGCCAAUCAUCGUUACUUAAACUGAAAAAACCUUCAGCGGAUGUUAUUGGCCGAGGUGAACAUUCUCUAGACCGGAAGAAUCAUCACCAUCAGAAUGGAGUAGAUUCCUCGCCGGCUGAUGAAUUUGUGCCGCCGUUUCUGGAGUUUUCCUUCGCUGACCUCAAGGCGGCGACUAACAACUUCUCUAUUGAUCAUAUUGUAUCGGAAAGUAGUGAUAAAUCUCCUAAUGUCGUUUACAAAGGACGUCUUCAGAAAGAGAACAAUCAACGCUUUGUUGCGGUUAAAAAAUUUACCAAAGCUGCGUGGCCGGACCACCAACAGUUCGCUGAUGAAGCCUCUGGUGUGGGGAAAUUGAGAAACAAAAGACUCGCCAAUUUAAUCGGCUAUUGCUGCGAGGGCGAUGAAAGGCUGCUUGUUGCGGAGUAUAUGCCUAAUUGUACCCUUGCAAAGCAUUUGUUCCACUGGGAGAAACAAACCAUUGAGUGGGCAAUGCGUUUAAGAGUUGCUCUAUACAUUGCUGAAGCGUUAGAAUAUUGUAGUCAGGCAGAACGUCCAUUAUACCACGACUUGAAUGCAGUUAGGGUUCUAUUUGAUGAGAAUGGUGAUCCACGACUUUCAUGUUUUGGAUUGAUGAAAAACAGCAUGGAUGGGAAAAGUUACAGCACUAAUUUGGCUUAUACACCUCCAGAGUACCUAAGAGAUGGAACUGUAAUUGCUGAAAGCGUUAUUUAUAGCUUUGGGACAAUCCUUUUAGACCUUCUUAGUGGAAAGCAUGUCCCACCAAAUCAAGCACUUGAUAUGAUAGGAGGUAAAAACAUUACGUUGUUGAUGGAUUCACACUUAGACGGUAAAUUUUCAACUGAAGAGGCAACAUUAGUAUUUGAGCUUUCUUCACAGUGCUUGCAAUAUGAACCUCGGGAUCGACCAAGCAUUAAAGAACUUGUUGCAGCACUCGUUCCCCUGCAAAAUAAAUCUGAUACUCCAUCAUAUGAAAUGUUGGGUAUCCCAAAACGUGAGGAAAUACCAUUGGCACCACAAGAGCCUCUCUCUCCAAUGGGGGAUGCUUGUUCACGAGUCGACCUUACAGCCAUUCAUCAACUUUUGCUCGUGUCGCACUAUAAAGACGAUGAUGGAUCCUGCGAACUUUCCUUCCAAGAAUGGACACAACAGAUAAGAGAUAUGUUAGAGGCACGCAAGCGAGGCGACAUGGCAUUUCGGGACAAAGAUUUCAAAGGAGCCAUCGACGGAUAUACUACGUUCAUUGAUGUGGGCAACAUACUUUCCCCAACAGUCUACGCACGAAGAAGUAUUUGCUAUAUGCUGUGCGAUAAACCGGAUGCUGCACUUAGAGAUGCUAUGCAAGCACAAUUGGUUCACCCUGAAUGGCCAAUCGCAUUUUACUUGCAAGCCGUUGCUCUUGUUAAGCUUGGAAUGCAUAAAGAUGCAGCUGAUAUGUUGAAAGAAGCAUCAACAUUAGAGAAGAAAAGGCAUAGAGGUGGCAGGGGGUAUUGAGAAUUCACUUCUCACAAAUUCUUUGGUGUAUUCUUUUUUUUUUUUUUUUCUCUCUUCUUCUAAGUUGUAACAAAUCAGCUGGGGUUGAUGUCAGGCAAAACGACAUACCAUGGGAUCUGUAAGAUAUCAAUCAAGUAGUAUGUAAUUUUGUGAAAACAAGUGAAAGUGAUUAGUUGAUUCAUCUGUAUAUUUAACAUUUAUAAUACAAUUCCGUGUUGAUAUGUCUCUAUGCAA
Molecule: messenger RNA, 2258 nt
Organism: Cucumis sativus (cucumber)
Lineage: Eukaryota; Viridiplantae; Streptophyta; Magnoliopsida; Cucurbitales; Cucurbitaceae
Product: serine/threonine-protein kinase BSK1
Exons: 9
Coding region: 504-2024 (506 amino acids)
Biological process (GO): protein phosphorylation; brassinosteroid mediated signaling pathway
Molecular function (GO): protein binding; ATP binding; protein kinase activity
Source: RefSeq, a predicted model, not a curated record